UGCUACUAUGUUAGUCAUGUAAUUUACGAACACCAGGAACCGUAGCACAUUGGACACCGGUUAGCUAUCGAGAGCAAAUACGUGCGGCGUAGUGACUGGUUUGUUGUUGCUGAAACUCGUGAGAUACACGAAAUUAAUUGUUGGACUUCGUCAGUUGUGUUUAGAAGUGGUUUUUUAAUUUGUACGAUUGCAAUGGCACGCCGUAAAAAUGCGAAACACGCCGAUGCAGAGGUUGUAGAGAAAAUCGCCGAAGCCGCCGGCGAUGCGUCGCCCCCGAAAAGAAAAAAAACCACGGUGAAAACGACAAAUAAAAGUGACGAGGAGAAACAAAUUAGAUUGCCAAGAGCGGCGAAAUCAGCGAAAACCGAGCAGAUUGAAACCACGGACAUGACUUCUACCGUAAAUAAGAACGCAAAGCCGAGAACCAAGACAGCAGCUUCCAAAAAUGCUUCGGUGCCUGCAAAAACAAAUUCAAAAACUAAAUCCGUGGCGACGAAGAAGAAUAAAGAAGCAGAGGAAAAAGCUGAUCCGAACGCAGAAACGUUAAAAAAUUCCGAAGAUACCGAGGUGAAAAAGACUCGCACAAAGGCUGCGACGAAAAAGGCGGGAAUGGAAGUCGACGAAGAGCCCAAAGGAAAGCCCAAAGCAAGAGCCAAGAAAGGUGCUAAUGAAAACAUGGAUGCAGAAGUACCGACCGUGAAGAAAAGAAAGCAAGCAAAUGCCGAAGCAACACCAAAGGAAAAUAAAUCAAAGGCACGGGUGAUGAAGAAGAAAAAUGAAGCAGAUGGUAAUGCAAAAGGUAAGGUCGUUGAUAAAAACAAAAUUUUUAAUGGUAAUAAGACUGAAAAUGAUAUUAAUAAAACAGAAGAGUCGGCUAAAGCUGUGAAAGCAACGAAAAAAACAAACGAUGAUAAAAGUACAAAUCCUACUGGAAGAAAAACAAGAGGUCGUAAAAAUGAAGCUAGUCCAGAGGAAUCCAAAGAUGACGAAGAGUCGAAAGUAGUGGGAGAAUCAUUUUCUGUAGAACUAGUACAAGCUAGCAAUAACGAAAAUGAAGAUGUAGAAAAUAAUCGUUCAGAGGGAAUGGAAUCGGCUCAAAUGUCAAAAAAGGGAAAGAAUGUAAAGAAGAAGGAAGAAACUGUACCGCCAAAGAGAGCUGCCAAGGCUCGCGGUAAAGCUGUUAAUCGCAAUGCGGACAGCGUCGCUGUCGAAGAUGAUGUAGAUGCAGCGAAAUCAGAUGUCAGUGACAAAGGAGAAGAUUCUGAUGCUGAAGACACAAUUAUAAUUAAGACUGAAGUAAGAGAACAUGGAUAUUGUAGGGUGAACAACAUAAGAGCAUUCCAUCAGUUUUUGACAGUUUAAAUUGUUUUUAAUAUUAGAAUGCCAGGUGUUUCUCGAUGGUAUAUCGGAAACAGAUAUUUGUCGAACAAGAUUCGUUUCAUUUAAAAGUAUAAGUAAAAAAAAAGUUAUAAAGUAUUUAAAUAAGAAAAGAAUGUGAUAUAAUAAAGCAUACUUUUUAAUAUUAUA
Molecule: messenger RNA, 1527 nt
Organism: Colletes gigas
Lineage: Eukaryota; Metazoa; Arthropoda; Insecta; Hymenoptera; Colletidae
Product: recombination repair protein 1-like
Exons: 3
Coding region: 193-1362 (389 amino acids)
Source: RefSeq, a predicted model, not a curated record